Coccomyxa subellipsoidea C-169 is the source of this 912-nucleotide messenger RNA. RefSeq lists its product as hypothetical. The record is from RefSeq and is a predicted model, not a curated record. The coding region runs from base 1 to 912 and encodes 303 amino acids. NCBI's taxonomy places the organism in Eukaryota, Viridiplantae, Chlorophyta, Trebouxiophyceae, Coccomyxaceae. The transcript is spliced from 7 exons. Gene Ontology annotation, molecular function: RNA binding.
AUGAGCGUGGACAGGGAUGAGCGGGAGCGGGACAGGAGUCCCGAGAAGCAGAGCGACUUCAAGGUCUUUGUGGGAGGAAUUUCAUGGCACACCACCGAUCAGGAGCUUGCAGACACUUUCAGCAAGUAUGCCCAGGCUCCUGUGGAUGCACGGGUCAUGCUGGACAGGAUCACCAACCGUUCUCGCGGUUUUGGGUUCGUUACAUUUGAUACCAAGGAGGACAUGGAGGAGUGCAUCGCCAAGCUGCACGCAACAGAACUGGACGGACGAAAGAUCUCUGUGACUAGGGCCAUCCCUCAGUCAGAUAUCGCCCCGGGCGCGCCUGCAUCGGCCAUCCACGGUGGUUCCCGAGGUGGUCGUGACAGGUACAGGGGGGACUAUGGGAGCCGCUACGAUCGGCCGGACAGGGGAUACAGGAGCGGAUAUGACCGGCCGCCGCCUAGAGGCUAUGACCGUGGUUACGGCGGCGGCUAUGACCGCGCGCCAUACCCCGAUCGCGGCUAUGGCGACCGGGGGUAUGACCGAGGCUACGCAGGGGAGGGUGGUGGAUAUGACAGAGGCCAUCCCGACCCAUAUGCCUACCCGCCAAAAGACCCCUAUGCCAGGGAUGCAUAUGGCUAUGAAGAGGCUCCGCAGUCUUAUGGCUACAGCGAUCGUGGAGGCUAUGCUGCCCCUUACACCCGCGGGGGCCCCAUCACUGACAGGUACAAUGGAGGAGACAGGUACUCAGGUAGCGCAGGGGCUGCUGCUCCGGCGGAAAGGUCCCCUGAUCGCUAUGCGCGUGCACCGGGAGGUCCAGACAGGGACUACGGUGCAGCGCGCUACGGUGGCGGCGCCCGGCCCGGGCCGUAUGAACGCAGCGGCGAGGCUCCCGGCCGCGCUCCCCCGCGCGAGGCGCCGCGCUCGCGCUGA